AUGUCUGAGAAUACACUUUUUAAUGAAUGUUUAGCCUGUAAAAUGAAAUUUGAAACUAGAAAAUAAUUGGAGAACCAUGUUAAGAAGGUAAAUAAUAAAUUAUCUAAUAGAUUAGUUUUGUGUGAGUUCAGAUUAUGGAUCUUAAAAUAGAUUAGAAGAGAAAUAUUAAAGAGAACUAUUGAACAUAAAAAAGAGUAAUGCACCAGGAGCUAGAGAAAUCAUAGAGACUGAUAGACCUCCGCCUGGUUAAUAAUAAAAGAACUAAUUAUCUUUAGAAGCCAUGAAGGAUUAGAUUAAAUAACAAGAUGAUGAAUUUAAAAGAUUAAAUAGAAUGGCAUAGAAAAGAAGAGAAGAUGAAAUGGAAGAUGAAUUAAUUAAAUUAAAAAAUGAUAGGCAACAUAUUAAAAUGAAAAAAGAUGAUGAUAGAUAAGCAUUUGAAGAAUUGUUACAUGAGGUUGAAUAAAAAAAAGAAAAGGAAAUAAGGGCUAGAAUUGAAAAGGAUGAAAUUCGAAGAGCUUUAAUGGAUUUGGAGAAAGCAAAAUUAACAUCAAUUGAAUAAGAGAGAAAAAGAGAAUUAGAAAAACUUAUAGCUGAGAGGGAAGCUCUUAGAAUGAAAGAAAAUGAACUUAUUUAAGAUAUAGAAUAAAUGGAAUAGAAUACAAAAAUGCUUGAUUAAAUGAGGUAUGAAGAAGUAUCAAAAAUUAAUAAUGUAAUUGAUGGAAUGUAAUUAAAAUAAUAAAAUAAUACAAAAUUAAAUGAGGAUCUAAUAUAAGAAAAAUCAGACAAUGUUGCUAAAUUAAAAUUAAAACGAGAACAAUUAGAAGGAGAACGUUUAAGAAUCAUGGACAAUUUAGAUAAACUGAGAAAUGGUGAUUUGAAGGCUGCUUAAAGAGGAGGCACCAUGAAUUUAGUGGCUAAUGCAAAAAAUAUUUUAGGUGAUAUGAAAUAAAUGGAAAAUUUCAAUGCUAAAUUGCAUGAUGUAAAAUUUGCAGAAUAAUAAUAAAGAAUAAAUCAAUUGAAAUAAUAGAAACCUGAAUUUAUGCCAUUUGAUGGAGAUGAAGCUUAUGGAUAACAAACCACUGUUGGAUAAUAGGCUACGAAUAUGUAUAAAUCUAGGAAUCCUUAGACUCAGGGAGAACUUUAAGCCUUUAGAUAAGGAAUAGAAUAACAUGCAAAUAGCAUGAUAGAUUAAAAUUUUUAAUAAAGUAUCAAUAUGAAUUAAGUCAAGAGAUAACCCUCUUCUUAAGGCAAUAGAGCACCUGCUAAUAGAUUAUUACCAUAAUAAACUAUAUAGAGUUUCCCUGAUGUUAACUAGUAGGUUUAACAAAAAAAACAAUAGCAAUAAUAAUAAAUUGAAGUCUUAAAAAAUGCUUGGGGUAUUCCAAUUCCUUAGUUUCAAAAUAAUUAAUUUUAAAUGUUACCAUUAUAAUAAUAAUAGGUGGCAUAAUUUCAAAGUAAUCCAAUGAUGUAAUAUAGUGCAUUUGCUUAACCACAAAUGAUACCUGUAUAUGAUCCAAUAAUGCAACACCCAGUGAGACAAGAAGAAUAAUAAUAAUAACAUUAAGGAUCAACUGCUUUCGGACAAUUUGCUUUGAAUCAAUUGGCAUUAAAUUAAGAAGGUAAAAAGAUGAAGGAUCCAUGGAGCAUAUUCAAUAGAAAAAAUGAGUUUUUUUUGAUGAAUGAAGUGCGAGGUGUUGAUUUAAUUGAAGAGGAGAAAGUGUUAUUGAGUUUAUAGGCUUAAGAAAUUGAUAGUCUUAGAGUAAUUUCUAGGAUUCCUGUAGGGACAGAAUUGUAUAGAUUUAAGGUUGAAUAAUAUAAGGAAUUAUCUACAAUGAGAGCUGAAAUAGAGAAGAUUGUUUAGGAGUAACGUUUACAGGAUGCAAGAAGAGAAUUUGAGAUGGAAAGGAAAGAGGAUGAUAGAUAAUGGGAAAAUGAGAAAUGGGUGGAUGAUAAUAAGAAAUUUAUAAUAGACAAUAGAUUAAGAAAAGAUAAUACUUAGAAAAGAUAGUAGAUUCAAUCAUACAAUUAAAGUGAGGGAUUCGUAGUUCAUUGGGAUUACACAUUAGGAUUACCUAGAAGGAGUAAUUACAGUUAAGUUGUAUUCGGUGUUUAUAAUGGAUAAUAAAUAAUUUGUUAGCCAAGAUUAGUUGAACCAAGAGAAAGUGAAACAGAAAAUUAAAAUCAUAAUAGAUGCAUUUUUGGUGAUGCUCAUUAAGUUUUUGAGGUACCUGCACAUCCAGAUACUUUAAUGAUUAUGGAAGUUCAAAUUCCUUUCAGCAAAAGAGUUGAAGAUAAUGUAGGUAGAACUGAAACCUAUGGAUGGACUCAAGUGGAUCUAUUUGAUCAUAAUAAAUAAUUAAAGCGAGGAAAAUUUAAAUGUCCUGUAUAUUAUGGACCUACAAGUCCAGAGAUAACAGCUGAAGAAAUAUAGAACUUAGAACCGAUUCCUAAUUGUUGGGUCUAUUUUAGAAUAGGAUAUCCUAAUGAUAAAGAUUAUGGAGAAGUCAAAACUAUUUAUCCUGAAUAAACUCAACAUGAAUAUAUAGUACCUUAUAUCCAUUUGAGAGGAUUAUUUGGAAAGAGAGAGAAGGUUAAAAAUAUGAGAGGAAUGGAAGAAAGCUAUGAAACUAAAUAUGGGGGUAGAGGAUAUAAGAUGAUUGAGGAGAUUAUAGAGGAGAGCUAAAUGAUGGGUUAGGGAGCAGGAGGUAAAUCUAAUAUGGAAGAAUAUGAAAUAACUGGAUAACCACCUCCUAUGCAAAAGUACGGAGUUAGAUAGGAAGAACCUCCUAUUUAAGAUGAUGGAAAAUAAAAAGGAUUGAGACUUAUCAUUUAUAGGGUUGAUAAUCAUUAAGCUAGGUCUCAUUUGAGAGUUAUGGCAGGAUUAUUUGAGGAAGGAAAUAUAGUAUUGGAUGCUAAUGGUUUACCAGUUGCAUUUAAUACAUCUAUUCAUAAUCCUUUGGAUCAAAAGAAUAAAUAAAUUUUAUAAUCUGAAUAUAUAAUACCCUUAAAUAAACCUAAUGUAGAAUAAGAUGGGAUGAAUAAUAAAGCAUCAGGUCAGGAUAUUAUAUUCUAGGAAGAGUAUAGAGUAUUUCGAAAUUUAUAUGCAAUGAUUAAGAAAAAUAAGAAGGAUUUAUAUAUUGGAUUGUAGGUAGUUGAAAAACCAGAACCAGUUGAGUUAUAGGAAUCAAUAUUGAAUGAAACACAAAAGAAUUAUGCAGGAUUGGAAUUUGAUUUAAAGGGAUGGCAAUUUCUCAAAUUGACUCAAGAUGAUGGUAGUUUAUUGACUGGAAGGUUCAAGAUGAAAUUAUUUAAACCUCCUUUAAGACGACCACCAAUAGAUCCUACUAAAGUAUAGGAAUUAGAUGAAGUGAUUGAUUUUGCUUUGCAUGAAUUUGUUUAUACAGAAAAAGAUAUUGAAGAAUUUAAAAAGUAGAUGAAUAAUAAACAUAAGAGACCAAAAUUAGAGGAGAUAAAAGAUAUUCCAUUAGAUAAUAGUCCAUAUAUUCCUAAUUUUUAGUAAUAAUGGAUAAAUGAAUAAUUUGAAAGAAGACAUGGAAUAGAUUUUUAUAUAGAUGGAUUAAGAUUUUUACCUGAUAAAGUUACAGCUUGUAAAAUGUACAUGGAAGUAUAUAAUGGAAGAUAUGAAAAAUUAUUUGAUGCUGAAACUGCAGCUCCUGAUCUCAAUAGUAUGGCAUAUAAUCCAUCAUUUUAUUUUAGAAGAGAAUUAAGAAAAGAAAAAUUUGAUCCAACUGCUAUUGCUUUGAUUACUGUUGUAACAGUAGACAAAAGUACUAAUGAUAACAGAAUUGUUGGAUAUGCUGCAAUUAAUUUAUUUUUAAAUCCUGGUACUAAAUCAUAACCUGAAGAUUCAAAUGAAGAUAAUUAUAUUGUUUAUUCAGGAGCAUAUUAAAUUCCAUUAUUUAGUUAAUAGUUGGAUAGAACACCUCCAUUUGAUAUGAAAAAGAUGUAUAAAAUGAAAUAUGAAUUAGUUAUUCUCAUGAACGAUCUCCAUGUUGUUCAGUACUAGUCAGAAUGUUUAAAGCACCUCUAAGUGAAGAUGGUAAAAGAGCAUUGUCAAUUAAAGAAUUUCCAAGUUUAAAGGAUCAAAUUGCAAGGAAUAUAAUGAGACCUCGUCCUUAAUAUGGAACAGGAACUUACAAUAAUGAAUUAGAUCCUAUUACUGAAUCAGAAAAUGAAUUAUUUGCUUAAAGAACUAUUAGAUCAGAUAUAAGUGUCCGUGAAGCUGCAUAUUUAUUGAUAAAAGGGGAAUAAAUAAAUAGAUAAUACAAAGAUCAUGAAAUAAUUAAUUAUUUAGAUAAUCGUAUAUCAUUAACUCAUGAUACAUUCAUGAUUGAUAUGAUGUAUUUUGCCAAAUAUAGACCAUAAGCAGGAUUUAAAUUGACUGUUGAUGGAGUACAUAAUGUUGUUAAUCAAUCACAUAUGUAUGUAAUCUUUUAUUCCUUAUCAUAACCAGGAACAUUUUAUCUAGAACCUAGAGAUGUUACUUAAGGACAUAUGUGUUCUAAUUAUGAUUUUGAUUCUAAAAUCAAUACUCCUGAAUAUGAUGAUGCUUGGUUUAAAUUCAAAGAAAAUGCUAACAGAUAUCAAAACAUCAUUUUAGACAUUAAAUCUGUACCAUUCUCUAAACCAGAUGGAGCCAUCUCUGAUGUUGGUUGGACUAUAUUACCAGUGUUUUCACCAGAUAAUUAUGUCAUGUCUAAUUGUUAUUAAUUACCAGUAUUCAGAGGAUCAGUCCCAAGAGCUGUAAUUGAAGAUAUUAAAAAACAAGAUACUUGGGAUUAUCUUAGAGAUUAAGUAAUCAACAAUAAAGUAUUUUAUCUCAAAAAUAUGUCCAUCAUUGUUAGAUUAGUAGAUGCUUAAAGAGAAGUAAUUAUAGAUUUAAUUAUAGGGACAUUUUAAUAAACGUAUUGAUUGUGAUAGAUUACAAUAUAAAUAUCUACCAUAAGGAGAACGAAUUAAAUAAUGGUCUUAUAAUCCUGCUGUUAUUUUGGAUUAGAUGAGUAUGAAGACUAUUAAAUCUUUAAUACCAUUCAAAGAUAAUCCUGCUGCUUUCAACAGAAAAGUCACAGAGUACUUUGCCAAUUCAUAUGGUUUAACCCAAUAUCUUGGAAGUUGAUAAUAUAUAUAAUUUUAUGUAACAUAUACAAAAUAGUAAUUAAGAUGGACUUGAAUUUCAUAUUACUAAAAAUGCCUAAUUUUAUCAACAAAACAUCAUUUAAGAGAAAACCCUAAAUUGCACUUUACCUAAACUCAUCACUUUAGAAGAUAUCAAAUUAGUAUCUUCUACUCAAGUCUCUGGAGAUGGUCAUAAUAAUCCUGUAUUGAUUAUUUGUUCUGGAUGCUAAAAUAAGGUAUUUACUAUUUUUUUCAUAAGGUCUAAACUGUACUUACUCGCCAUUCUGGAAAAUCGACAAUAUUAGUAGGAUUUCUUUUGUUUCUUUGUUCUUUUGGAUUUAUUUGUGUAGCUUGUAUUCCUUGUUGUUUAGAUGAUUGCAAAGAUAUUAGACAUAAUUGUCCAUAAUGUUAAAAAACUUUAGGAAAAACUACAUUUAACAUACUAAAAUGA
Molecule: messenger RNA, 5587 nt
Organism: Paramecium pentaurelia
Lineage: Eukaryota; Ciliophora; Oligohymenophorea; Peniculida; Parameciidae
Source: the annotation of a GenBank genome assembly